Messenger RNA from Chelonus insularis, 2900 nucleotides. RefSeq lists its product as uncharacterized. The transcript has 5 exons. Gene Ontology annotation, molecular function: chitin binding. NCBI's taxonomy places the organism in Eukaryota, Metazoa, Arthropoda, Insecta, Hymenoptera, Braconidae. Bases 108 to 2864 code for a protein of 918 amino acids. The record is from RefSeq and is a predicted model, not a curated record. Gene Ontology annotation, cellular component: extracellular region.
CCUGAGAUUCACAGUGCAUCGACUGUUCUAUUGUCGUUUAAUAUCUGCUCUUCAAUUUCUAAUCAAAUUUAUCGUUUGUUUUUGAAUGUGAAUAUUAAAUCAUCAAAAUGUGGAUUCAUUUAACAUUGUGCUCUGUUACUCUCAUUCUCUGUGAGAGAAUUCAUGGACUAGAUCUUAUCAGUGAAGAAGAGCCAAGCAGAACAUAUCCCUAUCGCCGAGCGGUGGAUGGAACCAGAGGAAGUAAAUAUUAUGAUCCUGACGAAGAUGAUUCCUUUGACAUUUACGAUCGUUAUGAUGAAGAAACAGACUUUUCAAGCUAUCGAAGUAAUGUGCCGGGAGAACCAGGAAUUGAUUAUCCAUCUUAUACAAGAAUUCCUCAGACUAGUUUUACCUGCGAAAGUCAAUUUAGAGGAUACUAUGCUGAUGAAGAGGCCGGAUGUCAGCUAUUUCAUGUUUGUGAUGGAAAUUUUCUAGUAUCUUCAUUUCUCUGUCCAAUAGGAUCAAUCUUUAGUCAAAAAUUAUUAACUUGUGAUUGGUGGAAUAAAGUUGAUUGUUCUGCAACGAAGAGUUUUUAUCAAACUGUUAGUAGAGAUGUCAGUGAAGUUGACGAUGAUGAGUAUCUUCGGAAAGCUUACGAAAUGACAAGUCUUCAAUCAGCUGAUAAUGGAGUUUCAAUAGAUCCUAGGGAUCAAGUUGAUAAUUUAAAUAAAAACCAUGGAAAUGGUCAUUUCAAUGAGCUCCAAAGUUCAGAACAAUAUCCUGAUUAUCAAAAUGUACCAUCCAAGUCCAGUCACCCGCAAUUUAAGUAUAGCUCAAGGUACUCUAGUAGUCCAUCUUACAAUCGAAAUUUAAAUUCUUUUUCGAAUGAAGCUCACGAAAAACCAUCUAUUAGAAUUCAUACGAUAGGAAAAGAUAAAAAAGAUUAUGAUGAAAAUCAAUAUAAUCGACAUCGGCCAGCUUAUGCUCCAACUGUACCAACUGUAACGACAACUACAAGAAGAUUUUAUUCCCCUACAGUGCCUUCAGUGAUCAAGCCUACCACAAGGUCUAGACAUGAUUUGGAAUUUGAAAGUUCAGAUCACUUGUACUCAGCAAAAGGAAAAAGUAGGAGCACAACAGUUAGAUCAACUUCAAUAAAUCUGCCAUCGACAACUGAAAGGCCAAGAAUUAGGAGUACUACAGUACCAUCUACUUCAAGAAGUCCAUUCCCAUCAUCACCAUUGACAACUCAAAGAGUAACAUAUUACUCCGAUACUCCAAUUGUAACUUCUACGACAAAACGACCACCAUCUACUACUGAGAAAGUAUCAUUUUUUUCUGCUACUCCAAUUAAUGUAAGAGAUGAUGAUUCAUCAACAGACGAUGUUAAUACGGUAUCAAAAGAAUUGUUGAAUACGAGUGAUGAUUCAAAUAUUAUUCAUCUUGAGUUAAUUAAAGCUAACGAAAGUGGAGAAGAAAAUUCAGCAUCUCGAGAACAGGGAAAUGUACUUUCAGAGUCUCCAAUAAUUAAUGUAAUUCCUUAUUCAUUUAAAAAUGAUAGUGAUGCUCAAAAUGCUAUAAAUUCAACUUGGUCUAAUGAAGCCAAUAUUAUACUUCCUGCAAUAAGCUUUCUUCCACCAUUCUACUAUUAUACCAAUGUUGAUCAGCAUGAUUCAGUAAGUGUGACGAAAUCUGACGAAUUGGAAAUUAAUUCAACAUCAUUCACUGAAGAGUCAACAACUUCUUGGUAUGACGAAUCAACUAUUAGUGUACCAUCACCUGAUAUUAUUCCACCGAUAAAGGAUAGGAUUGAAGAGCUUCAACCGUCUACCAUAAAUAGUAUUGACAACUUCUCUUUGGAAAUAGAUAAUUGUACGGAAGCUGAAUUCAACAAUGUAGAUAAAAUAACAAUUUCUCCAAGUUUAGAAGAAACAGACUCUCCUCUUAUUCAUUCGAUAUUUGAAAUUAACAAUGCAACUUACCCAGAAGAAAAUUAUGAAUAUGAAGUAGUGAAUAAAGAUGAUAGUAAAUUAGGCAUUACUGAUGAAACUCUUGAAACUUCAACAUUUAACUACCUAAAAGAUUAUUUUGAUAAAAAGAAGAAAGAAUUACUAGGAGAUUUAAUUGGAGGAGAAAGUUCACCAGUUCAAGUAACGUUGACGGUGAAGAAUGAUGAAGAUUUAGAUCCUAGUGGCGAAUUUAUAAGAAGCCUUAUCGCUCAGCAUGAUCCAAUUUCAGCAGGUCAGUUUGAGGAUUUUGAAAUCGUUAAAUCUCAAACGCCAAGAGGUGGAAAGGAUUCUGAAAUUUUUCAAAAAGCCACAAAGGCAGUAAUUAAUCGCCAAAAUGAUAGAGGUAAAUUUAGAGUAAAUAAUUAUGCAAUUAACCCAUCUACAAGCCCACAUACAGAACAAUUUAUGGAAGAUAAGAGCAACGAUAAUUUACCUAGACCGUUUUCUUUGAACAAUCAAGGAAUUACAAUACCUAUUGAAGCUGUUAAUGAGUUUCGCCAAGAAAUAAGAACUACUACGUUUUCCCCUCCAACUGUAAAAAGUCAAUCAAUCAUGACAGAAGAGAAUUUACAAUCAACGCCAAAAUCUGAUGAUCGAUUUAAUUUAUCAACUCAGGAUAGAAAUGUCAAUUUUCAAAAUCGGAAAAUGAUACCUGUUAGAAAUGAAAAUAACACAAAUGGUAAUAUGAAAAAUUGGAAUUUGACAAAAACUAAAUAUGUUGUGGAAACUGAACUAGUUCCGUCUAUUGGAUUUUCAUUAAAUACUGAAGAAGAACGUGAUGCAUAUGCGCAGGCUCUUAAAAAAGGAUUAUUUACCGAUUAUCCGGUAUCUAAUUUUAAUAAAACGUCUAAUGACGAGACAAACUCGAAAAGUUGAAAAUUACAAAGAAUAAUUAAUGUUUAGAAACUUGUU